Messenger RNA from Ipomoea nil (Japanese morning glory), 4653 nucleotides. Its product is annotated as pleiotropic drug resistance protein 1-like. Lineage: Eukaryota; Viridiplantae; Streptophyta; Magnoliopsida; Solanales; Convolvulaceae. The transcript has 24 exons. The coding region runs from base 113 to 4477 and encodes 1454 amino acids. The record is from RefSeq and is a predicted model, not a curated record. Gene Ontology annotation, cellular component: membrane. Gene Ontology annotation, molecular function: ATP binding; ABC-type transporter activity; ATP hydrolysis activity.
CCAUAAAUAAACUUUUUUUAAAAAAAUACAACGGAGAAAAAACAGAGUAUAUAAUAUAGUAAUUUGAUUUGAGCUUGUCUUGAGAAGUAGAGUAGAGUUUGAUGAGAGAAGAAUGGAGGGAGGCGAGGGGGGCUUGAGAGUGAGUAGCGCGCGGUUGAGUAGUUCGAACGUGUGGAGGAGCAGCGGCGUGGAGGUGUUCUCCAGGUCGUCGCGAGAAGCGGCGGAGGACGACGAAGAAGCCUUGAAAUGGGCCGCCAUAGAGAAGCUCCCCACAUACCUUCGCAUAAGGCGAGGCAUUCUGGCGGCGGAGGAAGAAGGAGGAGGCCCCAAGGAGAUCGACGUAGAGAAGCUCGGCGUGGCGGAGAAGAGGAGCCUUCUCGAGCGCCUCGUCAGGAUCGCCCAGGAAGACAACGAGAGCUUCUUGCUCAAGCUCAAGCACCGCACUGACAGGGUGGGUAUUGAUCUUCCCACCAUUGAAGUUCGGUUCGAGCAUUUGAAUGUUGAUGCAGAAGCUUAUGUCGGCAGCAGAGCACUUCCCACCAUAUUCAACUUCACUGCAAACAUUUUAGAGGCUUUCAUGAAUUAUCUCCAUAUUCUUCCAAAUCGAAAGAAGCCAUUGCCAAUCCUGCAUGAUGUCAGUGGAAUCAUCAAGCCUGCAAGGAUGACACUGCUGUUAGGUCCACCUAGUUCGGGUAAAACAACUUUGUUGCUAGCAUUAGCAGGAAAACUGGAUUCAGAUCUAAAGGUUAGUGGGAGAGUGACAUACAAUGGCCACGAAAUGACUGAGUUUGUACCACGAAGAACAUCUGCAUAUAUUAAUCAACAUGAUCUUCACAUUGGUGAAAUGACAGUGAGGGAAACUUUAGCUUUUUCUGCUAGAUGCCAAGGAGUUGGGCACCGUUAUGAAAUGCUGGCAGAGCUUUCCAGGAGAGAAAAGGAGCUAAACAUUAAACCAGAUCCUGAUAUUGAUGUUUACAUGAAGGCAAUAUCAAUUGAAGGACAAGAAGCAAGUGUAGUGACAGAUUAUAUUCUCAAGAUUUUGGGGCUUGAAGUCUGUGCUGAUAUUUUGGUUGGAGAUGAAAUGAUUAGAGGGAUUUCUGGGGGUCAGAGAAAAAGGUUAACAACAGGGGAGAUGCUGGUUGGACCUGCAAGAGCACUAUUCAUGGAUGAGAUAUCAACUGGCUUAGACAGUUCAACCACUUUCCAGAUUGUAAAUUCAAUAAGGCAAUCCAUCCACAUUCUCCAGGGAACUGCUGUAAUCUCACUCCUGCAGCCUGCACCCGAGACUUAUGAGUUAUUCGACGACAUAAUUCUUCUGUCUGACGGGCAAGUUGUGUACCAAGGACCUCGAGAUAACGUGCUAGAAUUCUUCCAACACAUGGGCUUCAAAUGCCCGGAGAGAAAAGGAGUAGCAGACUUCUUGCAAGAAGUGACGUCGAGGAAAGAUCAAGAGCAGUACUGGAUGCGUAGAGAGGAAGCAUACGAGUUCAUCACUGUCGGGGAAUUCUCUGAAGCAUUUCAGUCAUUUCAUGUUGGGAAGAAACUAGGCGACGAGCUAGCUGUUCCUUUUGACAAAUCCAAGAGCCACCCUGCAGCUCUUUCGAACAAGAAGUAUGGCGUUAACAAGAAGGAGCUCUUGAAAGCCUGUGCGUCUCGAGAAUUCCUGCUUAUGAAGAGGAACUCUUUCGUCUACAUAUUCAAGAUGAUUCAACUAGUUCUAAUGGCGUUCGUGGCAAUGACAGUGUUCCUACGAACCGAGAUGCCAAAGAAUUCGAUAGCAGAUGGUACUGUUUUCAUGGGAGCUUUGUUUUUCGCAGUGAUUAUGACAAUGUUCAAUGGGUUCUCAGAGCUUGCCCUUAGUAUCUUGAAACUCCCCGCUUUUUACAAGCAACGCGACCUGUUCUUCUUUCCACCGUGGGCAUAUGCUUUGCCUACUUGGAUCCUUAAAAUCCCUGUCACACUUGUGGAAGUUGCUAUAUGGGUCUGUAUGACAUAUUACGCCAUUGGAUUCGACCCAGACGCUGGAAGGUUUUUCAAGCAGUUGUUCCUCCUUAUAUGUGUGAACCAGAUGGCUUCAGCGUUGUUUCGCUUAACAGCAGCAGCCGGGAGAAGUGUAAUAGUUGCAAACACAUUUGGUUCAUGUGCAAUGAUUUUGGUUCUAGUGCUUGGUGGAUUCAUUUUGUCCCGAGAUGAUGUGAAGAAGUGGUGGAUAUGGGGAUACUGGAUCUCACCUCUCAUGUAUGCACAAAAUGCUAUAUCGGUGAACGAAUAUCUUGGAAAGAGUUGGAGACAUGUUCCUUCUGGCACCUCAGAGACACUAGGAGUAACAGUGUUGAGAUCUCGUGGCAUUUUUCCUGAAGCGCAUUGGUAUUGGAUUGGAGUAGGAGCUCUUGUAGGUUAUGUGUUUCUACUCAAUUUCCUAUUCUGCUUGGCCCUCACUUAUCUCAACCCUUUGGGGAAACCUCAAGCAAUGUUAUCAGAAGAGACAUUGGCAGAGAGGAAUGCUUGCAAAAGAGGGGAGCCUAUUGAAUUAGAGCUAAAAGGAGGAAGCACUUCUGAGAAAGGAAAUGUUGUCAGGAGAAGUGUAUCUUCCAGGUCAUUGUCAUCAAGAGUUGGGAGUGUCAACGUGGCCGAUCCGAACAUGAAAAGAGGAAUGGUUCUUCCUUUUGAACCCCUUUGUAUAACUUUUGAUGAAAUCAAAUAUGCAGUAGAUAUGCCCACGGAAAUGAAAGCUCAAGGUCUUACUGAAGAUAGGCUGGUACUUCUAAAAGGGAUAAAUGGUGCUUUCAGACCAGGAGUUCUGACUGCUCUAAUGGGCAUAAGUGGGGCUGGUAAAACCACAUUGAUGGAUGUCUUAGCCGGUAGGAAAACCGGUGGAUAUAUAGAAGGAAGCAUCACUAUAUCGGGAUAUCCAAAGAGGCAAGAAACGUUUGCCCGAAUAGCAGGCUAUUGCGAGCAAACAGACAUCCAUUCACCUCAUGUAACUGUAUAUGAAUCUUUGGUGUAUUCUGCCUGGCUUCGUUUACCUCCCGAAAUCGACACUGCAACCCGAGAGAUGUUCGUUGAAGAGGUAAUGGACCUUGUGGAGCUCACCUCAUUGAGAGAAGCACUUGUUGGGUUGCCCGGAGUUAAUGGUCUCUCGACUGAGCAGCGAAAGCGGCUCACAAUUGCUGUCGAGCUUGUGGCUAACCCAUCGAUAAUAUUUAUGGACGAGCCGACCUCAGGGCUAGAUGCUAGAGCUGCUGCAAUAGUGAUGAGAACAGUGAGGAACACAGUGGAUACAGGUAGAACUGUGGUAUGCACCAUCCAUCAGCCCAGCAUCGACAUAUUUGAUGCUUUUGAUGAGCUACUGCUCCUGAAACGAGGCGGGGAAGAGAUCUAUGUAGGUCCGUUAGGCCGCCAUUCUUCUCAACUCAUUAGGUAUUUCGAGACAAUCAAUGGAAUCCAGAGAAUUAGAGAUGGCUAUAACCCUGCAACUUGGAUGUUGGAGAUCACUUCUGAAGCACAAGAAGCAGCUCUUGGCAUUGAUUUUGCAGAAGUUUAUAGGAACUCAGAACUGUACAGGCGAAAUAAAGCAUUAAUCCAAGAACUAAGUAAACCUGCCCCAGGUUCAAAAGAUCUAUACUUUCCCACCAAGUAUUCUCAGUCAUUCUUUACCCAGUGCAUGGCUUGCCUGUGGAAACAGCAUUGGUCAUACUGGAGAAAUCCUCCAUAUACAGCAGUCAGACUUCUGUUCACAACAUUUAAUGCUCUAUUAUUUGGAACAAUGUUUUGGGGUAUUGGCCCAAAAAGGAGAACACAACAAGAUCUAUUUAACGCGAUGGGUUGUAUGUAUGCUGCGGUUGUGUUUUUGGGUGUGCAAAAUGCUACUUCAGUGCAGCCAGUAGUUGCCAUCGAGAGGACAGUGUUCUAUAGAGAAAGGGCAGCUGGGAUGUAUUCAGCUCUACCAUAUGCUUUUGGCCAGGUUGUGAUUGAGCUCCCACACCUAUUCGUUCAAACACUCAUCUAUGGUGUAAUAGUGUAUGCCAUGAUUGGGUUCGAGUGGACAGCAGCCAAGUUCUUGUGGUUUAUAUUCUUCAUGUACUUCACUUUGCUAUACUUCACACUGUAUGGGAUGAUGACAGUUGCAGUUACUCCUAACCACAAUAUUGCUGCCAUUAUUUCCUCUGCAUUCUAUGGGUUUUGGAAUCUCUUCUCCGGAUUCAUCAUUCCAAAAACAAGAAUACCGGUGUGGUGGAGAUGGUACUACUACAUCUGCCCGGUAUCCUGGACACUGUAUGGACUGAUUGCUUCACAGUUCGGAGAUGUUAAGGAAAAGCUUGACACAAAUGAAACUGUGAAGGACUUCGUGAAAAGCUUCUUCGAUUUUGACCAUGAUUUUGUUGGAUAUGUUGCCACCAUUAUUGUUGGAAUCUGUGUCAUGUUUGGCUUCAUUUUCGCCUUCUCAAUAAAAGCUUUCAACUUCCAGACACGGUAGACUUUUAGAAUGGCAAAGGACUUGCGUUUGGUUGUAACGAGGAAGAUAAUUGUAAUAUUUAUUUUUUUGAAAACAAGAUAAUUGUAAUAUAAUCCUAUGGAAAAGGAACAAUGGGGAGAUGGAGUAAAUAGGGAUUCACUAUUGUUUACUUGGUGGGAAUAAAAUUAUUACAAAUA